AUGACGACAGUAGAGUCGCUCGAACCGCACAUUCUGGCUAUCCUGACAGCGCCAGCGGUGGACUUGGAUACUGUGUCGGCCAAACGGGUCCGUGCGCAGCUCAAAGUCAACUUGCCAAAGUUGGAAGACGAGUGGGUGCGGAAGCACAAGGGAGAGAUUGAUGCUCUGACUGCAACGAUCUUUGACCGCGUGAGAGCGGGGAUGGGAGAGGAUGAGAAAGAGAAGACUCCAUCUCCACCUGCGAGUGUUGCUACAGCUUCUGUUACGGGUAACAAGCGGAAACGAAGUGCGGAGGAAGAGGCCGAUGCAGAGUAUGCGAGGAAGCUGGCCAGCGAACUCAAUGGGCACAACACCCGUGCUGGGAGCGUUGGAAACAAAAGGGACAAAUCAAAGCGAAAACAGGCAAAGAGCGCCAAAGAGAUUCAGGAUUCAGACGACGAGGCCGAUGCACCCAAGAAGAAGAAGUCCAAGCCUAAAAAGGCUAAGAAGCAGGAUGACGGCGAUGGCGAGGAGAAGAAAAAAGGGGGUUACCAGAAGGAGUAUGCGUUGAGUCCUGCGUUGGCUGCGUUUACGGGCGUAUCAGCGCUCUCACGACCCCAAAUUGUCAAGAGGCUCUGGGACCAUAUCAAAGCCAACAACCUACAAAACCCGCAAGACAAGCGAGAAAUCCUGUGCGACGACCAGAUGAAAGGUCUUUUCAACGUUGACAAGAUCAACAUGUUCCAGAUGAACAAGGUCAUCGGAGCACACAUUGUUGGCGACGCACCACAGUGA
Rhizoctonia solani is the source of this 774-nucleotide messenger RNA. RefSeq names its product Upstream activation factor subunit spp27. Gene Ontology annotation, molecular function: RNA polymerase I cis-regulatory region sequence-specific DNA binding. Bases 1 to 774 code for a protein of 257 amino acids. Gene Ontology annotation, cellular component: RNA polymerase I upstream activating factor complex; nucleus. The transcript has 4 exons. The record is from RefSeq and is a predicted model, not a curated record. Gene Ontology annotation, biological process: transcription initiation at RNA polymerase I promoter; nucleolar large rRNA transcription by RNA polymerase I. Lineage: Eukaryota; Fungi; Basidiomycota; Agaricomycetes; Cantharellales; Ceratobasidiaceae.